AUGGACUUGAUCUGUUUCCAUGGGAGGCCCUCGACUGGGAAUUGUCGAACCCGCGAAGGUGUUUGCAGCCGAAGUGAGCAGAACAGUGAUGAGGGAACAGAACAUCCGCACGAGGAUGCUAUCGAGAUGACUUUGGAUGCCGUCGGCAGUCCAGAUUCUUUAUACUUCCGCGGUAGUGACAUCCUGAGCACAGAGCUGGGCGCCGACGAAGUCAUUGUCCGCGUUGCAGCAGUUGGUAUCAACUUCAGAGAUUUACUGCUGGUCCUCGGAUCCGUGCCGAGGCAUGCUCUUGGUUUUGAGGGUGCAGGCGUGGUGACUUGGGUUGGAACCCACGUUGGACGACCUGCACUGGGGAGGAAUUGGAUGGAAGAAAUUGCUCAUACUGUAUUUGAUGAAGCUUCCCGGGUCAAUUUCAACGAUGAACGCGUUACGAAAGGAAACGGCACCUCCCCUUGA
Molecule: messenger RNA, 456 nt
Organism: Penicillium chermesinum
Lineage: Eukaryota; Fungi; Ascomycota; Eurotiomycetes; Eurotiales; Aspergillaceae
Product: polyketide synthase
Exons: 1
Coding region: 1-456 (151 amino acids)
Source: RefSeq, a predicted model, not a curated record